Molecule: messenger RNA, 1422 nt
Organism: Letharia columbiana
Lineage: Eukaryota; Fungi; Ascomycota; Lecanoromycetes; Lecanorales; Parmeliaceae
Exons: 5
Coding region: 1-1422 (473 amino acids)
Biological process (GO): transmembrane transport
Cellular component (GO): plasma membrane
Molecular function (GO): transmembrane transporter activity
Source: RefSeq, a predicted model, not a curated record
AUGGAGGUCGAAAAGCCAAGCCACAGCCCAGACAUUACCUCCAGAGCUUCAGCCAGCAGCGCGGAGAAGGCACCUGCCACACUACAAGGCCCAUCUACCAUUGACGAGAAAGCUCUACUCAGAAAGAUAGACAUACGCGUAAUACCUAUCCUCUUCAUCAUCUACCUCGCCGCCUUUCUAGACCGCGUGAAUAUCGCCAACGCCCUCACGCUCCGUCUACCGAAAGACCUGCACCUCAAAGGCAACGAGUCCAAUGUCGCCCUCACCAUCUUCUUCGUUCCCUAUGUUCUCUUCGAGGUUCCUUCCAACAUUCUGAUGAAAAGGUUCAAACCUCAUGUCUGGCUGUCAGGGUGCAUACUGGCUUUUGGCAUCGUGAUGCUAUGUCAAGGCUUCGUGCAGAGCUACAGUGGACUUCUUGCGACAAGGUUCUUUCUAGGUCUCGCUGAGGCUGGAGUGUUUCCGGGCUGUUUCUACUUGAUCAGCUUCUGGUACAAACGCGAAGAAUCCCAGCGACGUUUCACGGUGUUUUGGAGCUCUGUUCUGUUUGCCAGCAUGUUUGGAGGUCUACUUGCCAGUGCUAUCGCCAACAUGCAGGGUGUCCGCGGCUACAGCAGUUGGCGAUGGAUAUUCAUACUUGAGGGUAUAGCGACAAUCAUCAUCGGCAUUGGUGCGUACUUCCUGGUCGCCGACUUUCCGGCCGACGCCAGCUGGUUGAGUGCUGAAGAAAAGGAAUUUGUCAUCGCAAGGACUGGGACGGACGAGGGAGCCGCGCCUCCUAUCACGGUCCGUCAGAUCGUGUCAUUCUUUGGAAAUGUUAAGAACAUCAUCGGUGGCUUCAUGUACUUUGCCGUCAUCGUCCCUAUAUACUCCUACUCCUAUUUUGCUCCGACAAUAGUCAAGACGCUUGGCUACUCGACCGUGGAAACCCAAUUGCAUACGGUCCCACCAGCUGCCGCUGCGCUAGCCCUCUGCCUCCUUUCAGCGUACCUGUCCGACCGCCUCCGCCUCCGUUUUCCAUUCAUCUUCUUCGGCUUCUUGCUCACCAUAGUAGGCCUCGCAAUCCUACUGACAACCCACGGGGGUUUCCAUCUGCGAUACCUAGGCAUCUGUUUCGUCGCAAUGGGCUGCUUCUCCGCCGGUCCUAUAAUCGUCUGCUGGUACGUCAUGAACCUGAACGGACACAUGGAAAGAAGCAUUGGCAGCGCGUGGAUGAUUGGUUUCGGGAAUACGGGCGGGUUUGUGGCAACUUUCUGCUUCCUAGCGAAAGACGCUCCCUUUUACCACAUAGGUUAUUCCAUAUGUAUGGGAGCGACCUGCAUCGGAGCGCUGGCUGUUGUACUGUAUGCAGGGUUGGUCAUCUUGGAGAACAACGCCGCGCGGAAACGAGAUGGAAAAGAACACGCGAACAAGAUGUACCUGUAG